This is a messenger RNA of Microplitis demolitor, 1761 nucleotides long. Its product is annotated as arrestin domain-containing protein 17. The record is from RefSeq and is a predicted model, not a curated record. The transcript has 7 exons. Gene Ontology annotation, cellular component: cytoplasm. Lineage: Eukaryota; Metazoa; Arthropoda; Insecta; Hymenoptera; Braconidae. Bases 199 to 1527 code for a protein of 442 amino acids. Gene Ontology annotation, biological process: protein transport.
GUGCUAUUAUUUAUGAAAAUUCGCAUAAUCGAUCUUAUUUGUAUUGUAACUAUAAGUUAAAAAAUAAAAAACAGAAAAGAAUGUACUCUGAAUACAUACCUCAGUUAACAUAAAAAAAGUUAUGAAUAAUCAGUUUAAAUAAUCACGUUUAUCAACAAAAUACAGUCAUAAUACCAAUUGCAACAAAAAUAUAUAAAAAUGUCGUCAACAUUAAAAACGUUUGAAAUAAAAUUAGGUAAUCCAACUGCAGCGUAUGGAUCAGGAGCGAUAAUUACUGGUCAAGUGAUAAUUGAUCUCAUUACAGCAAAAAGUAUGCGAGCGCUUAAAUUAAGAUUCAAAGGAAGAUGUAAAAUAUAUUGGGAAGUUAGAUCUGGGAAUGGCAAAACUGUACAAACUACUCGUUUUCGAGGAGAAGAAGAAUAUUUUCAUAGUGAUCUUUGUCUUUUUGGAAGUACAGGCGGUGAUACGAUCGAAAUGUUAGCUGGCCAUCACGUUUUUCCUUUUAACUAUGCACUCCCACGAAAUAUUCCAAACAGUUACAAGCAUAGUAUUGGUUCUGUCGAAUAUUCUAUCAAAGCAAUAAUAGACAGACCAUGGAAAUUUGAUCAUGAAACCACAAAAGCUUUUACUGUAGAAACACCAUUUGAAUUGAAUCCAGAAUCUCGCUCGUUGAUUGGGAUUAAUGAUGAAGUGAAAGAGGAUUAUUGUUGUAUUAUACCAUGUAUUAGUCGAGGAAGCUUGCUUUAUAAUUUUCGAUUGCCAACAAUUGGCUACACUCGUGGUGACGUCAUUCAAUUGACAGUUAAUAUUACCAGUCAGUCAGAUUCUGUUGGAGUUAAUAAGGUCAUAGCAAAACUAUUACAAAGAUUAGAUUUCCAUGCAUCAUCAAAAACGAAUUCAGAAACAAAUGUGAUAGAACAAAAUAGUUACUCUGGUCCGUUUGCUAAACAAUGUAGUGUGAAAAUUGGUCUGCGAGUACCGUCCAUUCCUUCAUCAAAACUUCAAUAUUGUAAUCUUAUAGACAUUAGUUAUGCAAUUCAUAUUGAAAUACAGGUUUCUAGAUUUCACUGCAAUACUCAAAAAUACUAUGAUAUUUUAAUUGGAACAAAACCUGCAGUAAUGAUGACGACACAACAAGUUGAUAAUCCCGUUUCUCAUUUCGAAACAUCACCAACUGUACCAAUUGAGUAUUCUCCAUUGGCCGAUCCUACAUCGGCAUUUCUAAAUCCAGAUAUUUCAUACCCAAUGCCUUCUCCUAUUGGACUGCAAAAUGAAGAAACUUCUGCACUGUAUCCUCAGUUUUCUACGCCUUAUUCAAUUGAAUCUGGUCCAAGUCAAUAUUCACGAGCAGCUGCUCCAUAUCUUCAUCAAUUAGGUAGAGGAUUUACACAUCAAUCCACGCCCAUUUUUCAGCCUCCCCAAAAUAUGGAAUUUACACCAUCAAAUCAUAUGUCGCCAUUUAAUUAUCCGCCAGAGCAACUUCCUCCUUCUUAUGAUUCUGUAAUUGCUAGUGAUCAUAAACAAUAAAAAUAAUUAUAACUUUUUUUUUUUAAAUAUUCUACGCAAUCUUGGCUAAAAUAUAUUUACUUUGUUAUUGCUGUUGAAGAAAAUUAUAAAAAUAUUUCUUGUAAAACUUUUAUUGAAAUAUGACUCUGAUAUUAUUAUUGUUGUAUGGAUAUGUGAUGAGACACCACUUUCUUGAAGUACUAAAUAUAAUUGUGAUAUGAAUUGUGAUGAGUUUCUAUGUAAUUAACAUGUAUU